AACAUGAAUUUUUGUUUUAGGAAAAAAAAUUCCAUGGCUACACAAGUACCACCAAAGCAUCGUAAUGCUUUGAAGGUACUUAUGUUUCCGUGGUUAGCUUAUGGACACAUCUCUCCAUUCCUCGACUUAGCUAUGAAACUCGCGGACAGAGGAUUCUCUGUCCGCGUUUGUUCUACUAUUAUAAGUCGCGAUACUAUAAAUAAACAAAUCCCUGAAAAAUACUCUGCUUCAAUUAAGAUGGUUGAGCUUUGUUUACCAAAACUAUCUAAAUCUAUAACGAAUGAAAUCCCAGUCGAUAUAGAUCACACUGUUCUAAAAACACUCAAAUCGUCCAAAUCCAACUUCGCGAAAAUCUUGCAAAAACUGAAACCUGAUUUGGUUAUUUACGACUUAUUAUUACAAUGGGCUGAAGGCGUAGCGAAGAAACAGGGGAUUCCAGCAAUGAAAUUCGUAGUUAUGGGUGCAGCGGCGUUUUCAUACUUUUAUACUACGAUUAGAAAACCCGAGGUUGAAUUCCCUUUUCAGGAUAUAUAUCCUGGACAAAAUGAGCUAAUGAAACUGAAUGAAUUGAUUGCGGAAUCUUCUAGAAAGGAAAAGUAUGACGACGCUUUUGCUGAAGGAAAUAUACAAGUUAUGUUGAUGAGUACCUCUAGAACUAUAGAGGGUAAAUAUAUUGAUUAUUUCACUAAAUUGAGCAAUUGGAAAGUUAUUCCUGUUGGUUUACCAAUCAAAAAUCGCGUAACAAAUGACGUGGAGGUUAUUGAUUGGCUAGGAACGAAAGACGAGGGUUCAACUAUUUUUGUGUCAUUUGGGAAUGAGUAUGUCUUGUCAAAAGAAGAAAUGGAGGAGUUAGCUUUCGGGUUGGAGUUAAGUAAUGUUAAUUUCGUAUGGGUUGUAAGAUUUCCAGAAAGGGAAACGCGAAAUCUUGAAGAUGUAUUGCCGAAAGGAUUUUUUGAAAGAAUUGGAGAAAGGGGAAGAGUUUUGGACAAAUGUGUGUUACAAUCAAGAAUUUCGAAUCAUUCAAGUAUUGGUGGAUUCGUAAGUCCUUGUGGUUGGCAUAAUGUGAUUGAAUGUUUAGAUUUUGGGGUUCCUAUAAUAGCAAUGCCUAUACAUCUUGAUCAACCAAUGAAUGCUAAGUUGAUGGUAGAAUUGGGAGUCGCGAUGGAGAUUGUUAGAGACGAUGAUGGGAAAAUUCACAGAGAAGAAAUCGCGGAAACUCUUAAAGGUGUAGUAACAAGGGGGAAUUUGAGGGCAAAAGUUAGAGAUGUUAGCAAAAAUUUGAAAACUAUAGGAAAUGAAGAGAUGGAUACAGCUGCUAAAGAGUUGAUUCAACUUUGUAAGAAGUAGUAAUAAGAUGACAUUGAUGACUAAAUCUGGAUUCGCGUCGGGAAGUCACACAUUGGAGGUAAACGACUCUGUAACAAAGGCGACUCCGUAUCCAAGGUGACUCAAACAUGAGAUCUUGAUCUUGAUUAAGGACAAAAGGAGUAUUUACCACUCCAUCACAACCCUAGUCGGUAUCGACAUUGAGUUUACUUACACACACUUGUUAUCGAUUGAGAAAAAAAUAUUUAGCCAACUCUGCAUUGAGAAAUUAACAUAUAUAAAUAAUUGUUUACCUAAGAACAAAUUAAAUAGACGAUAAAUAUUGUAUAUGUAUAUUAUAUUAGAUUGAAGUUGUAAAUAUUCUACAUGA
This is a messenger RNA of Solanum pennellii, 1696 nucleotides long. RefSeq names its product beta-D-glucosyl crocetin beta-1,6-glucosyltransferase-like. Gene Ontology annotation, molecular function: UDP-glycosyltransferase activity. The coding region runs from base 4 to 1347 and encodes 447 amino acids. NCBI's taxonomy places the organism in Eukaryota, Viridiplantae, Streptophyta, Magnoliopsida, Solanales, Solanaceae. The record is from RefSeq and is a predicted model, not a curated record. The transcript has a single exon.